Molecule: messenger RNA, 3256 nt
Organism: Arvicola amphibius (Eurasian water vole)
Lineage: Eukaryota; Metazoa; Chordata; Mammalia; Rodentia; Cricetidae
Gene: Tmco4
Product: transmembrane and coiled-coil domains 4
Exons: 15
Coding region: 628-2523 (631 amino acids)
Source: RefSeq, a predicted model, not a curated record
CUGCAAACACUGGCAGCAUUAGAGAAAGUGAAAGAAGAAUCGAGAGGCGUGAAUGUUUCAAACUUCACAAGGCAGUGUAAGCCGGAGGGAGGUUGCUUCUGAGAUAGGCGCUUUCAGGGUGUGGAGGCACAAUUUGGAAAUUUCCCCUCCGAGUGUCUGCGCGUAACCCUCCCCUACCAGCCCAGCCCCUGGCGAGCACUUUUCUGUAGAGUCCGCCUGCACCCCGCGUUCUCACUCCCUGGGGCGCAGAUCUGCAGGUCCCUCCCGGAGGCCAGCACCCGGGUGGCGGCUUUGGUGGCUUAGGUGGCUGUGCGCCCGGCCCAGCCCGGAAGGUCGGGGCCCUGUGGCUGCGCAGGCGGGACCGGCCGAGGCCGGAGUGGGGCGGCUGGGCCUGGGUGAGGACGGGCGGGGGAGAGCCGAGGCGGAAGCAGCCGGGCGGCCAGGAUCCAGGACUCCGUCCCGACGGUCGCUGCCACCUCCAGGUUCCACACCCUCUGGACCCGUGGCUGGUUUUUCUGGUUUGGUCUCUAGAGCAAUUUGCAUACUUCCUUGAAGAACCCUCUGAAGUCGAACAGCCUCUUCUGAGAAAGGGACGCCCACAUUGGCUCUCCAGAAUUGGGGCUAGGAAUGGCCACAUGGAUCAGGCCACACCUGAAGCAGCCUCUGGUAGCAGAGCCAGCUGAAGAAGGGGAGUCUCAGCAGCCCCUGGGCCGAGAGCUGACCGAGGCCAACCGCUUUGCCUAUGCUGCCCUCUGUGGCAUUUCUUUGUCAGAGCUGUUUCCAGAGCCCGAGCAGAGCUCCUUCUGCACAGAAUUUGUGAAGGACCUGGUGAAAUGGCUGCAUUUGUCCGAAGUCGUCCUCCCAACCAUGACCGCCUUCGCCAGCGGCCUGGGAGGUGAAGGAGCCAACAUCUUUGCUCAGACUCUACUGCAGGACCCCAUCCUGAAAGGAGACCCCUCAGCAAUCACUCAGGACCUUCUGAGCUUCUCACUCAAGGACGGACACUACGAUGCCCGGGCAAGAGCCCUCGUUUGUCAUGUGACUUCCCUGCUCCAGGUGCCCAUGGAGGAGCUUGAUGUACUCGAGGAGGCAUUCCUGGAGAGCCUGAAGGGCAGCAAAGAGGAAGAGUCUGAGACCGCAGAGGCAUCCCGGAAGAAGAAAGAAAAACGAAGGAAGUGGAAACGCUAUCUCCUGAUAGGCCUCGCCACGGUUGGAGGCGGGACAGUGAUUGGUGUGACUGGGGGGCUAGCUGCCCCCCUUGUUGCUGCGGGAGCUGCGGCAAUCAUUGGCAGUGCUGGGGCAGCCGCACUGGGCUCGGUGGCUGGCAUUGCUGUCAUGACUUCAUUGUUCGGUGCAGCUGGAGCCGGCCUGACAGGGUACAAGAUGAAGAAGCGAGUCGGGGCCAUUGAGGAGUUCAUGUUCCUGCCUCUGACAGAAGGCAGGCAGCUGCAUAUCACCAUUGCCAUCACGGGCUGGCUUGGAUCCGGCAUAUACCGCACAUUCAGCGCCCCGUGGACGACCCUAGCCCGCAGCCAGGAGCAGUACUGCCUAGCGUGGGAAGCCAAGUACCUGAUGGAGCUGGGCAAUGCCCUGGAGACCAUCCUCAGCGGCCUCGCUAACAUGGUGGCCCAGGAGGCUCUCAAGUACACCGUGCUCUCUGGUAUCGUAGCCGCCCUGACCUGGCCGGCCUCCCUCCUCAGUGUUGCCAACGUCAUUGACAACCCCUGGGGGGUGUGUCUCCACCGGUCCGCGGAGGUUGGCAAGCACCUGGCACACAUCCUCCUCUCACGGCAGCAGGGCCGGAGACCUGUCACCUUGGUUGGGUUCAGCCUGGGAGCCAGAGUCAUCUACUUCUGUCUGCAAGAAAUGGCUCAGGAACAAGAUUGCCAAGGGAUCAUCGAGGAUGUGGUCCUUCUGGGCGCACCGGUAGAAGGGGACCCCAAGCACUGGGAACCGUUCCGGAAAGUGGUGUCUGGGAGAAUCGUCAAUGGGUACUGCAGGGGAGACUGGUUGCUGAGCUUCGUGUACCGCACAUCUUCUGUGCAGCUCCGGGUUGCAGGCCUCCAGCCCGUGCUGCUGCAGGACCGGAGGAUGGAGAAUGUGGACCUAUCUGCAAUGGUCAACGGGCACUUGGACUAUGCCAAGCAAAUGGAUGUGAUCCUGAAGGCUGUGGGCAUUCGUACCAAGCCAGGCUGGGGUGAGAAGGGAUUCCUACUGGCCCCUGGCAGCCUGGCCCAAGAAGAGCCUCUCCAGGCAGCCACAGUCUCCACAGAUGAGGCAAUCCACCAAGAUGGGCAAACCCAGGAACCUGGCCCAGGAGACAGUCUCAAAACUGCCGUACCUUCCAGUGCCAGGCUAGCCCAGAUGCCAACAGAACCAGACCAAUCCACAGAGGCCUUGCUCCCUGCUGCUGCCAGUCCAGCAGAAGGACCCGUGAUCUGCAGCCAUGGUGUGGGUCCUAACCCACUGGGCUGUCCUGACUGCACACAAGGGACCCGGGAGUCCUGUGCAGAACUGGACUGACCCCAGCAGGAGCCUGGACUAUCACUUUAGAUUUCCAUAUUCAACUUUCUGGCUCCUCAGAGAGUUCUGGAGGUGUGGAAUUUCCACAGGUGCCUUUCUAAAACAGAAAGAGCCUAGAAUGGAGAGCUGGUGAGGAAAACGCUUGCUCCCUGAGGGAACACUGGCCACGUGACCCGCAACAUCAGCCCAGCUCCAGGCCAGCAUAGGCUCCUGCCCUGCAGGUCCAUCCAGAGGCCCAGGAGUCACUGGGAGACUGGAGGUCCCCGUGCUCUUUCUUUCCUCUACCUUCAGUUGAACCAAGUAUCUUCCUGAUCUUUUAUCAACCUCCAGGGCUGCCCACCAGCCCCAGGCCCUACCGGUGGGGUGUUUUCAGGUGCCAAUGAAGUCAGUUCCUCUCUCUCUCUGCUCUUCUUGGGAGGUCCAGUCAGCGCUCUCUCAUACAGAUGUGCAGGCUGUGUGCGCGGCACAACUGCAGAGUAACUGAGACAGGUGUCAUGUGAAUGGCGGCCCACCCUGAGCUUGUGAGACGUGGUGGCCCUGUAUAGAAUGGUAGCCAGAAGAAUAAAGGCAGAAUUCACAGUCGGCAUAGAGAGAAAUGGCCCUGGUGAUGAAAGGUUACACAGGGAGGGACCAAUAAAUACUAAAGCCUUUUCUCUUAACCUUCGCGGCCACCUUUUAGUUUAUGCUCGGGGAAACUGAGCCUCUAUGUGUUUAGGAAAUCUGUUAAAGACCA